Molecule: messenger RNA, 518 nt
Organism: Camellia sinensis
Lineage: Eukaryota; Viridiplantae; Streptophyta; Magnoliopsida; Ericales; Theaceae
Source: RefSeq, a predicted model, not a curated record
AUGGCGGGUGGUGGCUGGUUUGAUGCUAUUGUGUCAGCAGAUGCAUUUGAGAAUUUGAAGCCUGCUCCUGAUAUUUUUUUGGCUGCCUCAAAGAUUUUGAAUGUGCCCACUGGUGAGUGUAUUGUUAUUGAAGAUGCAUUAGCUGGUGUGCAAGCUGCCAAAGCGGCUCAAAUGAGAUGUAUAGCUGUUACAACAACUUUAUCAGAAGAGACUCUAAAAACGGCUAGUCCAUCACUUAUCAGACAGGAGAUAGGAAGUGUUUCACUUGAUGACAUUCUCAGUGGUGGCUCAGGUUGCCAUAAUGAGAAGAUGCAGGGGUCCCAGUUUGUUAAUUCUUCUGCACAAACUUCACCAGCAUUGCUCAAAGACAGAACAGAGAGUAGGUCAUUCCCAGAUACAAAUUCUGCAAAUGAUAUGGCCUUUUCAAUUGGAGGAUGGAAACUCGUGCACAAAGCUAAAUUAUACAGGACAAAUUGGACUUUUUGAGUUUUUGGAAGGAUUAUAUAUUUUUGUAUAGA